AUGUCUGAAGACAUCGUCCAACCGAUUGUUGACAACAAUGAUGUGACAGAGUUGAUAACGACGCUGGCGACGCCGGUUACAGACCCGCCACUGAACGAAAGUGAUGCGUUCCCGACACCAAGUGACAGUGAAGAUGCUUCCAACAACAGCGCCAUCUUUGGCGCAGAAAGUUUAGUGUACAACAAUUACUCAAUAUUUGGAACAUUUGUCGUGAUCGAACUUGUUAUGACAACACUAGAAUUAAUUAUAUCAAUCGUCGCAGCUAUCAAGAUGGAAAGGAUAAGAAGAUAUUCAUUAAUCCCUACACAAGUGUCUGUUGGUAAAUCUGCAGGUUUGCCAAAUGACAAGAAUCGGAGACUCAAUACGAGUUAG
Messenger RNA from Spodoptera exigua (beet armyworm), 372 nucleotides. The record is from the annotation of a GenBank genome assembly. NCBI's taxonomy places the organism in Eukaryota, Metazoa, Arthropoda, Insecta, Lepidoptera, Noctuidae.